UCGGGGCGGACCGGGAGCCAUGGGCCGCGUGCCGGGGCGGGCGGCGGCGCUGCUGCUCGGGCUGCUGCUGCAGAAUGCAGAGGCCAAAAAGCACUGCUGGUAUUUUGAAGGACUCUAUCCCACGUACUACAUAUGCCGCUCCUACGAAGACUGCUGUGGCUCCCGGUGCUGCGUGCGGGCCCUCUCCAUCCAGAGGCUGUGGUACUUCUGGUUCCUGCUGAUGAUGGGCGUGCUGUUCUGCUGCGGAGCCGGCUUCUUCAUCCGCAGGCGCAUGUACCCCCCUCCGCUCAUCGAAGAGCCCGCGUUCAACGUCUCCUACACCAGGCAGCCCCCAAAUCCUACUCCAGGAGCCCAGCAGCCGGGGCCACCGUAUUACACGGACCCUGGAGGACUGGGGAUGAAUCCCGUCGGGAAUACCAUGGCAAUGGCUUUCCAGGUCCAGCCUAAUUCACCCCAGGGAGGCAUGUCCUACCCGCCCCCCCCUUCCUACUGCAACACGCCGCCGCCCCCCUACGAACAGGUGGUGAAGGACAAGUAGCAGACCCGCGGCGAAGCGGCUACGUGGACGAGGGGCUGCGGCGCCUCUCCCCAUCCGCACCGGGACUUGCUAGCAGGGAUGGGCCCCGGGCAAAUUCCUCUUUGAUAUCUUCAGAGCAAGCCCAGCUCUCUUUCAAGUUUUUCGUGGAG
Molecule: messenger RNA, 687 nt
Organism: Jaculus jaculus (lesser Egyptian jerboa)
Lineage: Eukaryota; Metazoa; Chordata; Mammalia; Rodentia; Dipodidae
Gene: Vopp1
Product: VOPP1 WW domain binding protein
Cellular component (GO): cytoplasmic vesicle membrane
Source: RefSeq, a predicted model, not a curated record